Molecule: messenger RNA, 1361 nt
Organism: Erythranthe guttata (spotted monkey flower)
Lineage: Eukaryota; Viridiplantae; Streptophyta; Magnoliopsida; Lamiales; Phrymaceae
Source: RefSeq, a predicted model, not a curated record
ACGCUUCUUUCUUCGUUUUUUAGGCCCCCUAAACCGGUUGAAGAAUAAUCAACUCAUCACAUAUUGAUUUCUUAUUUUUCAUACUUCACUAGUUUUUUCUUUUUUUUUUAUUUGGUUUUUUUUUUCCUAUAAUCAACUCAUCACAGAUUGAUAUCACAGAUUUCUUCAAAUGCAUCCGAGUAUUGUUGAAGAAUUUUGGGUUCGUAUGGGUUUCGAUUUUUUUUAUUGUUCUUAUUAUCCGUUCCUUCAUCUCGUAAUUAAAUUUAUUUGUUUCCGUUUCGCAGGUGAUUUUUGAUUUUGGUUUCGUAGUAGUUCGUAGUUUGGCCGGGCUGAUUCUGUUCUGGCCGAACGAUUCCAGUGUUGUAGCUGGUUGACGGUUGGCUGUUGAUUAUCCCGGUUCGGCAACACGACGAUUUAAGGAUCACAAAUGUCAAUGACGAACACGAGUGAGAAAUAAGUAAUAGUUUUCGCGGUGUAUGAAUUAGUCGAACAAAUGCAAGUACUGGGGAAAGUGCCGAGGCUCUCGCCAGUGCGAUCAACGAUAUAUCGAAACAAGAUAAAGAAGCGGGCGACGAUUCAAUGGGUGGAGACCACAUACCGCAACCUGCCAUGCACUCCAACGAGAAUGACUCGGAGAACAUGUCCUCAUUGCACGGUGAAGGUUACAUGUCUAAUAUGCAAGGUGAAGGGACUUCAACCUCACAUCAAAGUAGGGGUAAAAAGAAAGGCAACAAGCGUUCCCGAAACGAUGACCUCGAUGGUCGUAUCGUGGAUAUGAUGGCGGAUAUGACUAGGACUUUUGCGGAGACUAAAACAUGCCUAGGCGAGUUGGCCCACCGUAUUGGUUUUGAGCACGAUGCGUCAACUACACGUAAAAAGGUGUUGGAUGCCCUAUCGCCGUUAUGUUUAGGUGUCGAGGAUAAGAUUACCGUCGCUAAAGCCGUUUGCAAUAGCCCAACCGAUCUCGACAUCUUUUUCGGAUUAAAUGAAACUGAAAAGGGGGUUAUGGUUCGAAUGAUCCUCGAAGGGCGCUACUUCGGUUAGCUAGAAUAUCAUCCACUCACAAUGUGAAGAAACUUUUUCCCGUAUUCGGACCCUAUCUUACGGCGUUAUUUGCAUUGAAGACAUUUCUAUUAGUUUUUCCGUAUGAACUUAUAAAUUUUGGCCGAUUAUAUGUCUGUAAAUAUUCUGUUAGUUUGGAGCUACUAUGCCUAAAUGGUAAGCUAAAAAAAUAUUUUGUUAUUUAGGAGCUACUGGUCAAUUUGAAACAUGUUCAGGGGAUGUGUAAUAUUCCAAGAUUUAUGUCAAUAUGCAUGCGUUAUAUUCACACUGCAACAGGUUAUAGUUGCAGGCCUUCGUGC